This is a messenger RNA of Acaulospora morrowiae, 1170 nucleotides long. The record is from the annotation of a GenBank genome assembly. NCBI's taxonomy places the organism in Eukaryota, Fungi, Glomeromycota, Glomeromycetes, Diversisporales, Acaulosporaceae.
AUGUCGUCAAGUCAAUUACUCCCUCGUAUGAAGCGCGAACUGGAGAUCUUGGAACGGGAUGCACCGCCUGGCAUUGUUUGCUAUCCAGUAGAUGAUAGUUUCGUGCGUUUUUGUGCCCAGAUCAAAGGACCGAAGGACACGCCAUAUGAAGAAGGAAUGUUCAAAGUAGAUGUGCAAAUUCCUACUCGCUACCCCAUGGAACCGCCUAAAAUGCAGUUUGUCACACCAAUCUACCAUCCGAAUAUCGACGACGUUGGAAGAAUAUGCCUUGAUAUAUUGAAGAUGCCACCUAACGAACUUCAUGAAUCAACACAGGGAUCCUGGAAACCUUCUUUAAAUAUUUCAACUACGUUAACUUCUUUAAGUCUUUUGAUGGCGGAACCCAAUCCAGACGACCCACUUUUAGUUGAAAUUGCUAGUGAAUAUAAGGAAAAUCGUUCCUUGUUUCUUCAUAAAGCGCGAGAAUCGACCUUAAAGCACGCGGUGGACGAUAAGAAAGCACAUAAUGCCAAGGAUGUGAUUGAAGAUUCCUCAUCGUCCCCGCCAACCGAUAUCCUUAGUUCCGAAAUGCACGCAAAGAGCACCAUUCAAGACGAGCAUAUAGCGGACGCCGACAAUGAAAAAACUCUGACAUGUGCGCCAACGAUCGCCGACUGCAACUCACGGUCAAUUCCUGAACCAUGUCGUGCACAAACUCGUAACAAGAAGGCCCUAAUACAUCGUUGUGCAAAGGAAGUCAAAAAAUCUAUGGCAGAGCCUGUCAACCUAGAGCACACCGAGAAGAGAAAACCUUUCGGUGAUCUUACAAACCAAAAUAAAAAUUCGAGAGUAAACCGUUCGUCCGAAACGAAAAAGUCCUUGAGUGAAAUUAUCAAGAGGCAAGCAAGCGAAAGAAGACCUCUGAGUGACCUUUCCAAUCGAAGUGCUAAUGUUUCCGUGAAUCAAGCACCCGAAAUAAAAUCACAGGCCAUCAGAAAGGUGCAAAUCGAAAAAAGGAAACAUGCGGGGGAUAGUGAUAGUUCGCAGCAAACUUUUGACAUAGCAAAUGCAACCAAAAAGUCACCGGAAGCGAACGGUAAAUCUCAAACGAUUAGUAAAACCGAAAAAAAGCGAAAUCUCUUACGGAUGAAGCCAAAAGAUGGUUCAACAGCAAAAAAAAUAAAGAAAUAG